Molecule: messenger RNA, 1868 nt
Organism: Manduca sexta (tobacco hornworm)
Lineage: Eukaryota; Metazoa; Arthropoda; Insecta; Lepidoptera; Sphingidae
Product: spermine oxidase
Exons: 2
Coding region: 147-1736 (529 amino acids)
Molecular function (GO): polyamine oxidase activity
Source: RefSeq, a predicted model, not a curated record
GAAAUUUUAAAAUAAAGAAAUCUCUUCUCUAUGAUGUCCUACCUUAUGUCACACAAAUCAAAAAUCUUUCUAAGUCUUUCAAAAUUGGAGAGUGUCACGAAUUUCACAUAAUUCUAAAUGGAAUAUAUAUAAAGAGGAAUUUAAACAUGUUAAUCAUGGAACUCAUAUGGCUAGGUACUCGGGGAAUGUUAAAGAUUGUAGAUAUAAGAAGAGUGAUAAAAGUGGGCAUAAUACCUAAAAAAUUUCGUAGCUUUAGCAGUGCAGUAAGUGCCAAGGGUCAAGAACAAUGUAUCCUUGACUCGUGCAGUAUCAGCCCCAACUGUCAAGAGCCACGAGUUAUAAUUGUGGGUGCCGGUAUGGCAGGUCUUUCUGCUGCCCACCGAUUAACUCAGUGUGGGAUAAAGAAUUUUGUAGUGUUAGAAGCUAAAGAAAGACCUGGGGGACGAAUACACUCGUGUUGGCUUGGAGACGCGAUCAUCGAAAUGGGCGCAGAAUGGAUAUCUGGUGCCUGUCUACCUAAUUCCGUGUACACUUUGGCAUCGCAAGAUAGACUUCUACAGACACCUUUACCCCGUUUGGAUGCGUCGCGUGGUUUAUUUUGCACAAGUGAAGGACGCGCGGUUGAUCUCCCCGUUACAAUAACAGCAUAUCAUACCUUUCGACAAAUUGAACAACAGGCUGCAAAUUUGUUUAGACUAGGCGGAGAAAGAUUACAUGGAACUUUGUUGAAUUUUAUUGGUUUACGCAUACAACAAGAGUUGCACAACUUCCCAGAAGAUCAAAGAUACGACGCCGCGCGGGUGAUGUUUGGACUUACAAAUAUAUUGCGUAACAGGUGUGGUGAUGAUUUAUCACUCGUAAGUGCGGAUCAAUAUGGCAGUUAUAUAGAACUUCCAGGUGGAAGUGUACGUGUACCAUUGGGUUAUGUGGGGGUUAUGGCUCCAUUAUUGCGAGGAUUGCCAGAUAAUUGUAUAAGGUACAGCAAACCUGUAAAUGUUGUUCGUUGGGGUCCAGGGCAAGCAGGAGCUGGUCGUGUUCUCGUUAAAAGUUGUGACGGUGAAGAAAUGACUGCUGACUACGUCAUUUUAACCAUGUCAUUGGGAUGCCUUAAAUGUCAGGCAGAUAAAUUAUUUGCGCCACCACUUCCCGUUUGCAAAUUAGAUGCAAUUUGCAAUUUAGGUUUUGGAUUGAGCGAUAAAGUUUUUUUGGAAUAUGCCGAGCCAUUUUGGGUAUGUCAUGAGGGUAGCUUAAAAAUGGCUUGGUCGGCUGAAGAAUUACAAUGCAGAUGUGAUUGGACGAGAGGAGUGUGCUCAGUCGACGAAAUGCCAGGUAGCAAACACGUGUUAUGUGCUCAAAUUUCGGGCCAAGAAGCCGCAGUUAUGGAGUCUAUGGCGGAAAACGAUGUUGCUGAAGGGUUAACACAAUUACUUCGAAGAUUCACUGGUAAUCCAUGCCUCCCUUAUCCCCAAAUGAUGCUUCGAUCGCGUUGGGCAUCUGAUCCGCAUUUCUGUGGAUCGUACUCUUAUAUGAGUUGUUGUUCUACGGUAAGUCAUCAGUGCGAACUAGGUACGCCUGUCCCCGGCCCCUGCGACCCAAUGCCCCCCAUAUUAUUAUUCGCAGGCGAGGCUACAGUACCUGGAUAUUUUGCAACUGUGCACGGCGCACGAUUGAGUGGCAUCCGUGAGGCCGAACGCAUUGUAUUAUUGACUAAGAAGUUUGAAGGUCCGCCACGUUAGCAUGUACUUGUUAUGUCCGCUUUAUGUAAUCCUGUAAAUUAUGACGCGUAGAUCACACACCGUGAAAAAUAAGUUUUACUGUUUAUAUUUUAGAUUUUGUUUUUGACAUGGAUGAAUAAAAUUUUAAAUACU